CAAUGCGAAAUCAGCAAGAGCACGUCGUCAUCAUCAUCCGGUUCGCUAGCUUUGCGGUAAAUUUGCUUUAUGUUCCUCAUUGUGACUUUCUGUUUAACUGAUGUUGAUUAACCAGAUUUUAAGUGGGUAAGUGCCAACUGGACUAACUGGUGAAUAUGGCUGGAAAUUUCUGGCAAAGUUCGCAAUAUCAGCAAUGGCUGCUAGAUCGGCAGGACCUUCUUCGAGAGCGUCACGGCGACCUGCAGAUUCUCAACGAAGAAGAGUACCAGAAGAUGAUGAUUUUUUUCGCAAAUUUUAUUCAAGCUCUCGGUGAACAACUUAAAGUGAAACAGCAAGUUAUUGCCACAGCAACCGUCUACUUCAAACGUUUCUAUGUGAGGAACUCGCUCAGAUGCGUUGAUCCCCUGUUGAUGGCUCCGACUUGCAUCUUUUUAGCUUCGAAAGUUGAGGAAUUCGGAGUUAUAUCGAACAGCCGUCUGAUAUCAACGUGUCAAACUGUGGUGAAAAACAAAUUCGCUCACGUGUAUCCUCAAGAGUUUCCGUACCGCAUAAACCACGUUCUCGAGUGCGAGUUCUACCUACUCGAAAUGAUGGACUGCUGUUUAGUAUUGUAUCAUCCUUACAGGCCUUUGGUUCAGUACGUGCACGAUAUUGGUCAGGAAGACAAUCUGCUUUCGAUGGCGUGGAAAGUGGUGAACGACAGCCUUCGCACAGAUGUGUGCCUGCUGCAUCCGCCUCAUCAGAUUGCUCUUGCCUGUUUACACAUUGCUUGCGUGAUUUUACAGAAGGACUGCAAGCAUUGGUUUGCAGAUUUAAAUGUGGACAUGGAAAAGAUACUAGAAAUCACUCGCCAGAUUCUGAAUCUGUAUGACAUGUGGAAAAACUUUGAAGAAAAGAAAGAAAUUCCUGCUGUGCUUGCAAAGGUCCCAAAGCCAAAAACACAACCUUCCAGGCCACCCUCACAAGGGCCGGGAUCAGCACAAAAUGACCCCAACCAAUCCUCCGCACAACCGAGUGCGGUUCAGGGAUGAAGCUGCAAACAUGCUCACCUUUGGAGCUGUAUUUUUGGCAUGUUAAUGGACAAGCAUAGUGUAUGGCUUAUGUGACUUAUAUAUUGACCGAAUGAACAUGCUUUUGUAAGACAAGAAUUCCUGUUUUGGC
Molecule: messenger RNA, 1161 nt
Organism: Ornithodoros turicata
Lineage: Eukaryota; Metazoa; Arthropoda; Arachnida; Ixodida; Argasidae
Gene: CycC
Product: cyclin-C-like
Exons: 1
Coding region: 156-1031 (291 amino acids)
Biological process (GO): positive regulation of transcription by RNA polymerase II
Cellular component (GO): nucleus; mediator complex
Molecular function (GO): cyclin-dependent protein serine/threonine kinase regulator activity
Source: RefSeq, a predicted model, not a curated record